Messenger RNA from Colletotrichum karsti, 1467 nucleotides. RefSeq names its product glycoside hydrolase family protein. The transcript has a single exon. Gene Ontology annotation, molecular function: polygalacturonase activity. The record is from RefSeq and is a predicted model, not a curated record. NCBI's taxonomy places the organism in Eukaryota, Fungi, Ascomycota, Sordariomycetes, Glomerellales, Glomerellaceae. Gene Ontology annotation, biological process: carbohydrate metabolic process. Bases 1 to 1467 code for a protein of 488 amino acids.
AUGAUAUCACAAUUGCCUGUGCGAGUGAGCAGUCCGCCUUCUGGUAUCCCGAUCAAUCAAGACUUCAUUGUUCAUAUCCAGCCUUUUGGGUCCGGAAGAACACCGCAUCAGCAAUGGACUCGAACAUCAUCUUACGCCGUUGAAGUCGCCCAGGCAAAUAUCACCCGAAACGCCUUUAAUCGACAUACUGUGGCUCUCGCCUCUUUCGAUGUCGGCUGCCCUGUGAAAGUCAAGGUGAACUACCUGGGCGGUGUUGUCCAAAAGGCAACGAUUCGACCAGCAUCACUCGGUAUCGCGACGAAAGUAAACGGAAAUGAGAUCACCUUCACGUUCGCAAAAGCCCAGGAUGCAAUGCUGGAAAUCAACGGUGACAAAUGGAAAGCCCUUCAUCUACUCAUAAACGAGAUGGACGUAGACGCACCAACGACAGACACUGACGACAUCUGGUUCUUCGGGCCUGGAAUCGACCAAGGAUCCGCGUACGACAACGUCACUGAUGGCGUCAACUUGAUGGUCCCAUCGGGUAAGACCGUCUACCUCGCCGCCGGUGCCUUCAUCACUUGCAGACUGAACUUCAUCAAUGUGUCCGACUGCGCGGUUCGAGGACACGGCUUCAUACUCGGGCCAGAAGGUGGCUACGUCCAUCGAGAACACGGCGGUGCAAUCCACAUGAGCCGCGCCAACAAGAUCCGUGUCGAGGGAGUCACGUCUGUUGGAGCAAAUGGAUUCAGUCUCUCAGCAGGCGAAUGCGACAACGUCCACGUCAACGGCUACCGGUCAUUUUCCUUCGCCGGCAACGGCGACGGAAUCGACUUCUUCUGCUCGUCAAAUAUACUGAUCGAGAACUGCUUCCUACGCAACUCGGACGACUGCAUUGCUCUUUACUCCCAUCGGUGGGACUGGUACGGAGACUCCAAGAACAUCACGAUCCGCAACUGCGUUUUGCUUCCGGAUAUCGCCCACGCCAUCAACAUGGGCACGCAUGGAAACCCCGCCAAACCCGAGACAACAAGUAAUAUCAGGAUCAGCAACAUCGACAUCUUGGAUCACGAGGAAAACCAGCUUUGGUAUCAGGGAUGCAUCGCUAUCAACGUCGCUGACGAGAACCUCUUCCAUGACGUUCAUGUGGAAGACGUGCGAGUUGAGCGGAUUACGCGGGGGCAGUUGCUCAAUAUUCGGGUCAUGCAGAACGCUAUGUGGACGUCGGCGCCUGGACGGGGCAUUCGUAACGUCACUUUCAAGAAUUUGUCGCUGGACAUGGGGGGCUCGGGGGUCGUGAAUCCUUCGCAGGUACUGGGCUAUGACCAAUGUCGUCGGAUAGAGAAUGUCAAGUUCGAAAACCUCACGGUCGGGGGCAAGGAUAUUCAUGAGGAGAUGGAGAAACCGAGGUGGUAUAUGGUUUCUGAUCUAGUUCCCAUGUUCGCAAAUGAGCAUGUGGAUGGCUUGCAGUUCCUCAAGUCAAGCUGA